Molecule: messenger RNA, 2288 nt
Organism: Dichomitus squalens LYAD-421 SS1
Lineage: Eukaryota; Fungi; Basidiomycota; Agaricomycetes; Polyporales; Polyporaceae
Product: cytochrome P450
Exons: 16
Coding region: 847-2268 (473 amino acids)
Molecular function (GO): iron ion binding; heme binding; monooxygenase activity
Source: RefSeq, a predicted model, not a curated record
CCGACCUUCACUGGUGGCAUGUACUACUUGUGCAUGUGAGCACGCGAUAGGCACAAGAAUCUUGCUGACGCGUCUUCGUGACGGAGGAUCCAAGUUGUCCCAUUUGAAGUUGGGAUGCCUCGACUGUCAACUAUCCGACAAUGGACGAAGAGAGUACCAAACCCUAGCAUGCACUCACCUGGUACCCAAUUGUACGUAUGCUUCGAUUAUACUAAGCUCAUAGCAUCAGCAUCCUGGCUAUCUCAAGUCGCACCCGGUGGGAGACCAAAGCGACGGCUCCCUAAGCGAUGGGCAAGGAUGACCCGACGAAACUCUUCCGGAGACGUCUCGAGCGCUAAGAGCUAAGGUGACACCCGGGCAUUUCAGAUUGGCAUGCACCUCAAAUGGGUUGGUUGCGGCUGCCCCCUGUUCACACAAAACGUCAUUAAAAGUACGCAUACUGUAAGAGAUUCGAAUGCUGCGGCUCUCUGCCAUGUACGACUCGUGCGCCUCUUAGCGGGGGCAUUUGCUCGCUGGGUAAUUGUCUCCACAAAUCGAAUCGUCUCGGGACCUUUGCUUCCGUUUGAGGGGAGAAGGCUGUUUGCUCUAUUUCCCAGCAGCAAUACUGGGUUGAAACUGAUAUAAGGCUAGGUGGAACACGAGCAAGUUGCCGUAUAUCUCUUGUGGCUGCUAGUCCGCCAUUACAUAUGGUAUUCCCCCAUAGACAAACUCCAUGGACCUCCUCCCCCCUCCAUUCUCCUAGGACACAUUCCGGACAUUGCGAAGCGCGAUAGUCACAAGUGGUGGAGGAAUCUCGCCACCACAUACGGUCCUCUAGCAAAGUUGCAGGCUUUCUUUGGGAGGCGCAUGAUCUAUACUUACGAUCCGAAGGUUAUGCAUACAGUCCUCAUCAAGGAUGUUGAGUCCUUCCCGAAGAUUACGUCUGCCUACACCGACGUCACUUUGCUGCUUGGACCCGGUCUAUUGACAACGGACGGGGCGCAACACCGCAAGCAACGCAAACUCCUCAACCCAAUCUUCUCGAUAGCGCACCUCCGUGGCGUCUCGCAUAUCUUCUUCAAUAUCAAUCACAGGUUGCGGAAUGCAAUCGGAAAGCGUCUGUGCACGGAGGAAUGGCGUGUUCUAGAUAUAAACGGAUGGAUGGCCCGUACCACUCUCGAGAUGCUUGGCCAAGCAGGCCUGGGUCACUCUUUCGACAAUCUCCAACAGGACUCGACUGACUCAUACGGAGAGUCUCUGAAGUCGUUCUUCCCUGUCUUCAGUCGUAUACCCUUCCUACGUGUCUUCGUUAGCAUGUUUGCCGACUACGUCCCGGAACGGCUCACGCGCAAGAUUCUAGGGCUGGCUUAUCCGUUUCCUAAUGUGCUUCGCGUGCUAAAGCUUUCGGACACGAUGACCAAACGCGCGAAGGAGAUUGUCCACGAGAAGAAGAAGGCUUUAGAGAACGGCGAUAAAGCACUUGCCCAUCAGGUCGGAGAGGGGAAGGAUAUCAUGAGCAUUCUUUUGAAGUACAAUAUGGCCGCAUCUCAAGCUGAGAAGCUCACGGACGAAGAAGUGUUUGCUCAGAUGUCCAACUUCAUCCUCGCGGGCAUGGACACAACAUCAAAUGCGCUAUCUCGUAUCCUCAAUGUACUCGCAGGCAAUCCCGAGGCUCAAAACAAACUCAGGAACGAGAUUGUGGAAGCACGCGCCACUGUCGGAGAAGGAAAUAAUUUGGACAUUCCUUACGAUGUUCUCAUUAAGCUUCCCUAUCUCGACGCCGUCUGUCGUGAGACGCUGCGGCUAUAUGCUCCGGUCAACCUGAUUGGUCGCACCGCCAGACAUGAUACCGUCCUACCGCUGUCGUCACCUGUUCGCCAGAAGGACGGAGCGCUCAUGAAUGAGUUCAUCGUGCCCAGGGAUACAUUUAUCCUGAUGGAUCUGCUGGGUUUCAACACGGACAAGCAUAUCUGGGGCGAAGAUGCAUUCGAGUGGCGGCCCGAGCGUUGGCUGGAGCCUCUCCCUGGCAAGCUGACAGACAUGAGGGUGCCCGGAGUGUAUUCAAACCUGAUGUCAUUCAGUGGUGGUACGCGGUCCUGCAUCGGAUUCAUGUUCUCUCAAUUGGAGAUGAAGGUCGUGCUCGCCGUCCUUUUGCCUGCGUUCGCGUUCGACUUAACUGACCAGCCCAUCGUCUGGAACUCGGGCGCUGUGACGUACCCGACUAUGGGAGAGGAGAGCACGCGCCCGGAAAUGUUGUUGAAGGUCAAGGCUCUGGCUCAGGCGUCCUAGCACUAACCCAGACAGUCCGU